AUGGAAAUAAGGCUGGAAGAACUUGCAAAGACUGUUGAAAACCUACAGAUUGAAAACAAAAAUCUCAAAGAGUCCUUGAACGAACUCGACUCUAUAAAGACUGAAUUAAAAGUGACAAACACAACUUUACAUCGACUGGAAGAGACUGUCGACAUUAACUCUGCCUCGUCUCUCGCUCUUCAAGAUGGCUUGGAGAGAACAAGAACCGCCUUAAAUACAACUUACGCGGCAACAGAUUUAUUUCAAGUAAAACGUAAAGGUCCUCGCCCGGCCUUUUUAGCCAUCCUUUCAAAAGAUAUAUCGGCGACAACAGCAGGACGGACGAUUUUAUUUGACAAUGUUGUAACCAACAUCGGGUCAGCAUACAACGGCGAAACAGGCACGUUUACUGCACCAAUAGAAGGCUUGUAUCUGAUCUCUGUCAAAAUCACCGGUUACUAUAGUGGUUCAUCUAGCAGUGGAACUACCGAUUAUUACCAAUUGAAAAUGAACGACAAUUUGUAUCUUCGACUGUCUGCAAAUGUGAACGGAAACACGCAUCAUUUUGAUUCUUCCAGUGUCGUUACCGUUAUGGAGCUUGUGAAAGGCGACCGCGUUCAUGUUGACUGUAAACAAUCGAACAAAUAUGUCGAAGGAAGCGAAAGGAACACGUUCUUUUCCGGAUUUCUUAUUGAGUGA
Mya arenaria is the source of this 678-nucleotide messenger RNA. RefSeq names its product complement C1q-like protein 4. Gene Ontology annotation, molecular function: protein binding. Lineage: Eukaryota; Metazoa; Mollusca; Bivalvia; Myida; Myidae. The transcript has 2 exons. The record is from RefSeq and is a predicted model, not a curated record. The coding region runs from base 1 to 678 and encodes 225 amino acids.